This is a messenger RNA of Syngnathus acus (greater pipefish), 1770 nucleotides long. RefSeq names its product putative nuclease HARBI1. Bases 230 to 1525 code for a protein of 431 amino acids. The record is from RefSeq and is a predicted model, not a curated record. NCBI's taxonomy places the organism in Eukaryota, Metazoa, Chordata, Actinopteri, Syngnathiformes, Syngnathidae. The transcript is spliced from 4 exons.
AUCUCUUCAACGUGAAUAUGUUUUGCUUUCACUUGUCUAAGUAGAAAACUGAAUGGAUCGUAACUCGUAAGUUAUAGUUUGAGAAAACUACGAAGAAAACCGGGAAGGGUUUAACAAAUACAACAAGGCGAAAAUGAUGAACAGGAAGUGUAGCGUAUGACAACAACGUCUCCAUCCCUCCUUCCGUCGCUGGUAAUAAAUCAAAUGUGUUGCGCCGCUACGCGUCGAAAUGGAAGACGAUGAGCGGCUGCGGCCCUUCGUGUUUCUCAUGACGUACAUGCUGCUAAAGCGCCGCAGGGACGUCAACAACGCGGACGUACAGCGGCGCAAUGAGAUCCAAAGACGCCUGAGACAGCGACAGUACUUCUUCCAGAGGCAGAGAAGAAUGAUGAUGAUGAUGAUAGCAGGGGGCAUUCGCUCCAACUCUCAUAUCCGCACCCGCCCUUGGACCACCGUCCCCAGCACGGACUGGUGGGAGCGAGUUGUGAUGACGGAAUUCCAGCCCUCCGACUGGCUGGACAAGUUCCGGAUGAGCCGGGAGACCUUCUUCUAUAUUUGCGACAAGCUGCGUUCCCGCCUGACGCGUCAGGACACCAGCUUCCGUUUGGCGCUGCCUGUGGAGAAACGCGUGGCGGUAGCGCUGUGGCGCCUGGCAUCCAACGUGGAGUACCGCACCAUCAGCGCUCUGUUUGGAGUGGGCAAGUCCACCGUGUGCAAGUGCGUGCGGGACAUGUGUCACAGCAUCGUGGCGCUGCUCCGCGCCGACUACCUGCGGCCUCCCGCCGAGCCCGAGCUGGAAGAGUCGGCGCGCUUAUUCCUCUCCCAGUGGGGCUUCCCGCAUUGUGUGGCCGCCGUGGCCACGUUGCACACAGCAAUCAUCACGCCGUCAAGCAACGCGUCCGACUACAUCAAUCCCGCUGGCUGGCUCUCAGUUAUGUCUCAGGUGACAGUGAACGGUCGCGGACAGAUCUGGGACAUGUGCGCCUGUUUCCCCGGUGGGAUCGAGCCGGCGGAGAUCUUGCAUAAGUCGGCGCUGUGGACCACGGCAGCAGAGGGCGGAUUGUCACCGGUGCCGCCGUCUUGCUUCAUGGGAAGACAACUCAACUACGUACUGCUGGGUGAGCCUUGCUUCCCGCUCCAGAGCUGGCUGCUGAAGGCCUACCCAGAGAAGCGGGCCACACGAACCCGCCCGGCAACGCUGAGCGAGCGGCAAAACCUCUUCAACCGUCGGCUGCGACGUGCCCGUCGCGUGGCCCAGGAAGCGCUGCUGCGGCUCAAGGCGCGCUGGCAGUGCCUGAGCAAACGCAACGACUGCGGCCUGGACGUGAUGCCCGCUAUGAUCCGGGCGUGCUGCAUUUUGCAUAACGUGUGCGAGUCGCACGGCGACGCCUUCAACGGCGAGUGGCUGGCCCAGGUGGCCGAGGCCGAGAGCCCGCAGCCCGUCUACGCCGAGGCUGACACGGACUGCAGUCAGGACGAGGAGGUGCGCCAGCUCUUCUGUGACUAUUUUCAACAGAAUGACUGACUCGAAUGGACUCCUACAGAACGUGCACAUAUUUUGUAUUUGUAUUGUUUCCUAUUAUGUGUUGCCCACUCUGCAUCCAUUGCAGCCUGGAAGGGGGAUCCUCCCAUCUGUGGUCCCUUCUGAAGGUUUCUCAUUUUUCCUCAGUCUAACGGCGAUGUCGAGAAUAAUUGACAACUGUGGGCAUGUGAAGGAUUUUAUUGUGAUUAAGGGCUAUAUAAAUAAAUUUGACUUGACUUCCCUCAUCA